GGGUUGUUCGUUCCUGCUCUCUCUCUCUCUCUCUCUCUCUCUCUCUCCACCCCUAUCUCUUUACGGGACUCUGGCAGGCCGGUAUUCCAGGAAUGUGUGGAACAUGGCGGCCGCAGUGAAGGCUCCGAAAAGCGGGCUGCUCGAGGUUCGCCUGGCCGCGGAGCGCUGGAGCCGGGUGUUAGCUACCCUCAGCGGGGACACGCUCACUCUGAGCCCGGGGGAGGUGAGCGCUGAGGCGGCUAAAAGCUCGCCGGCCACCGGCGGCACUGUGAACGGAGAGCCGGGCCACCUGAGCUCUCCCUCUGUCCCGGACUCCAUCAGCAACGUGAAGAGAACCGUGCGAGUUACCAAACAGGACGUGGGAGGACUCGGCAUCAGCAUUAAAGGUGGUAAAGAGAACAAGAUGCCCAUCUUAAUUUCUAAGAUCUUCAAAGGCCUCGCAGCAGACCAGACUGAGGCUCUGUAUGUUGGUGACGCCAUUUUAUCUGUCAACGGAUGUGACCUGCGAGAAGCUACUCAUGAUGAAGCUGUACAAGCUCUGAAAAAGACUGGGAAAGAGGUCAUCUUGGAGGUAAAAUACAUAAAAGAGAUGUCUGCGUUUUUUAAGAAUACAUCUUCAGGCACUCCUGCUCUUCUGGACUCUCCUCCCUCCACACCACAGAAGCAGGUCGAGCCAGUCAUGAAGGAGGCCAGAAGCAUCCCACUGAAAAUGUGCCAUGUCACCCGCAAGCAGUGUCCACCAGACACAGAGGACAGAUAUUUUGAGGUGGUGUCAGCAGACAGGAAGCAGUCUGCAUUUUUGAGGGCAAAGGAUCCUGCAAUGGCCCAGUCCUGGUAUAAUGCUAUCCAAGCAGGCUGCGCUGCACUGCUCUCUACAGUUAAAGACAGCCUCAGAGCUCUGCAGCCGGGCAUGGACAUCACACACAUCGGCUGGAUCAUAGAGCAGGGAUCUGAGAGGCCGAUACUGGCAGUGCUGACAGACAGAGAUCUGUUGUUGUACAGCUCUUUGCCUGAGAGCAGAGAGAGUCUUAAUAGCCCAGACAAGAGCCAUCCACUCAUUACCACCAGGCUUGUUCAUUCUGGACCUGGAAAGAGUACAUCAGGACAGGAUUGUGAUUUAACAUUCGGUCUGCGUUUAGGCACUAAGCACGGUGUGGAGACUCACCUGUUUCGAGUGGACACUGCAAAAGAGCUUUCCACUUGGAGCCACCUCCUGGUGGAGGGCUGUCACAGUGCUGCUGAGCUCAUCCAGGAAGUCACUACAGCAUGCAGCUGGAACGGUCAGUCAUGCAUGCUCAGUGUGCACAUAGAGAACGGUUUCACUUUGUUCACUGAGGAGGCAGGUGUGAGGAGACACAUUCUUCUGCAGCAGCCGUUUGAGCGUCUGCGCAUGUCCUCUGACGAUGGAGUGCGCAUGAUCUUCCUUGACUUUGGAGGACCGGAGGCCGAGAUUCAACUGGAUCUUCAUGCCUGUCCUAAGACCAUCGUCUUCAUCAUUCACUCUUUCCUCUCGGCCAAGGUGAAGCGUUUAGGCCUGCUUGCAUGAGCGCUGAUGUUCUAAACCCCACACACAGUUACGAUGACAUGAGGCACAACUAGACAGUUGGAAGGUGGACCAGACAGAUAUAAAACCAGGGGCUGCCAUUGGUGAAGUCCUACCACUGUUGUCCAACAAACAGUUUAAAGCCAUGCAUCAAAAUUGUUGAUCUUAUUUUACAUGUCAAACUUUUUUUUAGAGAAUAUUUUGUGUGCCAUAUCAAUUUGUAUGAAACAAUUGUUGCAGACAGAAAAGCAAAAAAGUUUUUGCAGGAAUACUUCACUAAAAAAAAAACAAAUUAUGGCAAACAAUGGAUUAAAUCCAGUGGAGAAGUGGUGUAGUCCAAUCUAGUCUAGUUGAUAUACUGUAAUAAGGAAUUUCACAUCAGAGUUAAAAUGCCAGCAUACAGUAUAUUUUUUACAUUUCUUGAAUGAUGCAAUUUAAUACAGAACAAAUACAUGGGUUUACUAUAUAAACCCAUUAAAAGGUAGUAUACACAAACACCAAUUGAAACAGAUGAGUUUGCCUAUCACCAGCCUGGGCCCCACUGGCUUCAAUCAUUGUUAGUCACAUUAAGAGGCACACUGCCGGUGAAAAGUUAUUGAGCACCCUAUAUUUGAGUAUUUUUACUAUUUUAAUAUUUUUUCAUUGAGAAAUGUUUAUGACUUGUAUUGCACCUGAUGCAUGCACUGUCAAAGAGUGCAAUAAAAAAAAGCCCUAGUCUAGAGUGCCAUUGGGAUCUGAGAGCUUUCCAGUUAAAACGUUGAGUUAAAUGCAGAGAGUGAGAUCUUUGAUGGAACAAAGACCUGAUUCUUUGCAUUUACUGUAUUUAAUUACCAGUCUCUACCUUUCAGUUUUGUCUGUGGCACUAAUAGUCCUUAAACUGUAAUAAAACCUAAAAAACUCCAGGUGUUCAAAAACUUCUGACUGACAGUAUAAAGUGGUCCUUUCAUGUGGUUAUGGGUAUAAUUAGAAUAUCCACAACGCACCGUGCCAUUAGGAGACAACAUAAGCGCUCUUUAAAUGCGCCAGUGAGAUAGUGGGCUGCAAAUAUGGGAAUUUGGGAAUUUCUGCUUCAGAAUUACAGCACAGAACAGGCUUCCUCGCUCCCUGUAAGACGCACACUGAAAUAGAAUUUAUCAAGCGAACAGUUUUGCCACAGAAAGCUCGUACCCCAGCUAAUGAAUUUUGAUGUCAUUCUUUUCUCCUGAGGAAAAAAAAAACCCUCUUCAGUGAGGCUUCGAAUAGACAGACAGUCGAAUCUAAUUCUGUUUUUCACACACCUAAUACUGUAUGUGAUUUAAUCCUUUUUUAUUCUGAAUCAAUCAUUUCCUGGCAGCUUGACAAAAUAUGAAAUUGUAUCAGUUAAAAAAAAAACACUUUCAAACGUAUUUAUUCAUACAACCUUACAGUUUAAAUGAAAAUUUAACUUCACUUUUCUCUAAUCAUUAAGAUAUUAAUUAUUUGACAUUUGAGUAUUAUACAGUCAUGGGUGUAAUUUUUUUUUUUUGGAAGAUUUUUAGAUAUUGACGAAAUGUAUUGCAAUGCACCAGAGUACUGAGGAUAACUGAGCUCACUGAGCUGACCUUUACAAAAAUAUACAUAUAAUACAAUAUAGAAAAAUCUGAACACUCAAUUAUUUAUUGUCUUACUAGGGAAACUGUUUGUAUUUAGAAUAUUCUUCCUAACCUUUUUUCUUUCAAUUUUACCAUCCUGAGGUGGCAUUUUGUAAAAAAACUGCAGAACAUUCAGCUGUAAGGAACCACAGCAUAUCCUGAAAGGAACUUGUCAAAGCUUUUAAAUUUGAGAACUUUAUAACUAUGUUUUUGUAUGUAACCACAUAACCAGUAUUUCGACAAUUACAUAAUUGUUUUAGGGAAGCAAAGAGAAAAUAGCAUUAGUACUAUUUCCAGAACGAAAGCUUAUUUGACCAACACUUUGCUUAAGUGCUACUCCUAUGAACAUUAGCAUCUUUAAAUUCAGUGGUAAAGCCCAGGAACAAAUUUUAUCUCCACCAAACAAGUACACUCGUGCUAAGGACCCUUGUCUGCAGUGGGAAUUGUUGAAUUGUUUUGCUUUGUGAUUUUAAAUUUGUCUUUAACACAAAAAAAAUUUAACUGUAACCGUAACAGUUUUGUGUUCAAUGGAUAAGUAAGUAUCAUUUAUUAUGGUGGCCUUUCAGAAAUCAUCCUAUAAAUUAAUAUAUACUUAAAACUAAACUAUGUUAGCUCUUAAAACAGACUCAAUUUUAUUGUACAUGCUUAUUUAAACAAGAGUGUGCCUUACAGGGUUGUUUGUACAUAAAAUAAAAUUGAAUAAACUUUA
Pangasianodon hypophthalmus (striped catfish) is the source of this 3862-nucleotide messenger RNA. It is a transcript of the gene snta1, whose product is annotated as syntrophin, alpha 1. Gene Ontology annotation, cellular component: sarcolemma; intracellular anatomical structure; neuromuscular junction. The record is from RefSeq and is a predicted model, not a curated record. The transcript is spliced from 8 exons. The coding region runs from base 104 to 1546 and encodes 480 amino acids. Lineage: Eukaryota; Metazoa; Chordata; Actinopteri; Siluriformes; Pangasiidae. Gene Ontology annotation, molecular function: protein binding; structural molecule activity.